This is a messenger RNA of Sphenostylis stenocarpa, 273 nucleotides long. NCBI's taxonomy places the organism in Eukaryota, Viridiplantae, Streptophyta, Magnoliopsida, Fabales, Fabaceae. The record is from the annotation of a GenBank genome assembly.
AUGGAAAGUGCUCUCCUCAAGGAGUUCCAGCUCCAACACAAAAAUCCCUCCCUCGAAGCUCUCCUCCGAUGGAGAUCCGCCGUCACUCUUGUCAAAAACCACCGCCGCCGCUUCCGCAUGGUCGCCGAUCUUGACAAGCGCGUUGAAGCUCAACGGAUUAGGCAGGGAAUCAAGAAUCUUCGCAAACACAUCCUCUCGGAGUUGUGGAUGGUGAGAGAACUGAAAAAAAGUGAUGGAGGAAUAUUAAAACGAUAUUUACAUGUGGAAUCGUAG